AUGGGGGCCAAGGCAGCCUUCUAUGUGGCCUGCGUGGCCCUGGGCUUGUCGCACCUCCAUGAGAAGCACGUGAUUUGGCGGGACCUGAAACUUGAGAACUGCCUCCUCACCUCCAAGGGCUACGUGAAGCUCACUGACAUGGGCAUCGCCAAGAUGGUCACUGGCAAGACCUUUACGGUCUGCGGCACAGCGGACUACUUCGCCCCAGAGACCCUGAAGCAGGUGGGUCACAACCGCGCCGUGGAUUGGUGGGCCUUGGGGGUGAUGCUCUUCAUCAUGAUCGCCGGGCACAGCCCCUUCGACGCGCCCGAGGUGACGCAGAUCUACAAGAACAUCAUUCGAGGCCUGUCGAAGGUACAGUUCCCGGCGGGCUUCUCGCCAGAGGCUGAGGAGUGCGUGCGCUCGCUGUGCCGCAAGAAGCCGGAGGACAGGAUCACCAUGCAGCGGGGCGGCAUCCAAAAUCUUUGGGCGCUGGCCUUCUUCAAUGGCAUGAACUGGGAGGCGGUACAAGACCAGACCUGGCCGCCCCCCUUUGUACCGGAGACCGACUACGACAAGAUCAGCAACAGGCAGCUGUCGCGACAUGUGCACAUCGUCUGGGAAGGGCUGCAGCCGUGGGCGCCAGAAGCGGAGGAGGAGCCAUCGCAGAGUUGGGGCUCGCUGGCUUGCAUCCUCGUCUCGCCUGUGACUUCGAUCAUCAUGAUCUCCGCCUGCGCCCGCCGCGUCGCGCUCAGCGCCCGGGCUGUGCCCGCCGGCGCCGCCGCCAACGUGUCGCCCUUGGCGGCGCAGACGCGGCUGCUGCACCAGAGCAGCCCCCGCUUCAACCAGUGCGUGAACCCUGGGUACCCGGUGAUGUGGACUUUGGUCUACGACAAGCCGGCCUAUGACCCUGAGAUGGAGCUGGAGUAUGACGUGAUGCCCAGAGAUGAGUUUGGUGUGCCGGCCCACAUCCCCCCCGAGAUCUCCACGGCGAUCCGCCACACCUACUACAUCCCGCCUCAGUACUACCCCUUCCUGAAGAAGCUGGGGGACGACACCCCGGAGCUUAAGCCAUGGAUGGACAAGCUGAUCAACGGGGAGAUGACCUUCGAUGACUACGAGGAGAUGUUCUACCAGUUCGCCAAGCCUCUGAAGAUCCACCGGCCCCUGAUCCCCAUGCCCUACCGCUCCGCGGAAGAGGUGAAGCGCACCGAGGAAGUGAUGUGGGAGGGUGCCUGGCUCUCCUUCCGUCAGCGCGUCUUGGGCGACUACAUCUCCAGGCACCACUUCCGCGACUUCCUGGGCGGCAUCGGCGUGGGCCUCUUCUUCGCCUGGGUCUACACGCAGCAGCACCGCCAGUACCGCAUUGACAUGAAGCUCUUCUACCUCGAGGCUCCGGAGCACAAGAUCAACUGGGUCACCCCACGCGGCGACCUCUGA
Molecule: messenger RNA, 1419 nt
Organism: Effrenium voratum
Lineage: Eukaryota; Dinophyceae; Suessiales; Symbiodiniaceae
Source: the annotation of a GenBank genome assembly